UACCUUAAGUAUAACCUUGUUUGACAGUGUCAGACCACUGGCAGGAAUCUAGGUAAGGAGCUCUUUUUUUUUCUACGCCCUCGCGGGCAGGCGGUGACAUACCAUCUGCCUCCCCCGACUGGGCAGUAUUAUUUUCCCCAUCACUUAUCUUUCGAUAACCUCGCAAACCUGCCCCCGUCCCCCAUCUGCCUCCCCCCGUUCCCCCUCGAAUUGAUUCCGGCGCGCCGCAGGCGAAGGAGCUGUCUUGAACGAUACAGCGAUGACUUCGUCCCACGCUGCCGCUACCCAUGCUGGUCCCCAGCUAGCUCACCCUCCUGCCUCUGCACCCCUUCGCCCUCCGCUGCCAAGCAUACCGCCCGCAGCUGAUCCUGAUCCCAUGUCUGCCGGUGGUGUUGCUGCUGCUGCUGCUCCCGCUACUACUAUUACUACCUCUCCCUCUGCUCCCGAUUCGACGGCGCCGAUGCCACUCUCCGAUCACCCACCGCACGGCUUCUGCGAUGAUCCCCACGAGGUCCAAUCCGUGCCCUCACCGCCGACUGUCUCCCCCCUUUCCACCCCGGCCGCUACACACGUGAACAUCGACGAUGACGAGGAUCGCCAUGUCCCUGGAGUCUCCGCCGAGUCGGUUCCCGCGACCAAUGGUGCUACCGAACCUUCUUCGACGGCCCAGCCAGCCUCUGCCAGUCUCAAGGCUGCGGGUGAAGUCUUUGCCGGCAAGCUCGAACCCGCUCGUGCGCCUGGGCAGUCCGCCCGACCGCGCAACCAAGUAGAAGCUAUCGCUACUACCGAUCCCGACCCGGCCAAUAUCGACUAUUCGACUCGCCCCCUGGCCGGUACGAUGAGGCAGGCUCAGGCUACUGUUGAUCCCAACCUCUACAUGAUGAAUCUUGCCCAGGCCACCUCGGCUCUCUUCCAGAACCCCGGGCCGUCCAUCGUGGCCCCUUCCGAGGUCUCGCUUCAGGCCUCGUUUACCCAAGAGAGCGACGCCCUGACCACCACCGCCGACCGUACCUCCACGAGUCUCAGCCAGAAGCUGGAAUCCUUUGCUAGGAUCGAGUUCGCCGACAGCGUUUUCCAGAUGACGACAUAUGCCGUCGUGAUCGGCCGAGACCAGAGGGCUAUGGACCAGGCCCGGAGGGACGAGAAGCGAGAAUUAAACUACAGGCGGAGGGUGGAGGAGAAUGCGAGAAACGGCUUGCCACCCCCGACGCCCCUCAACUUUGACCGUGGAAAGUUCAGCAAAUCCUAUGUCAGUGAGGAGGGCGGCAUGCUCGGGCCCGAAUCGGACGGAGAGGACAAUGUUCGACCGGCCAAGAAGCGCCGGCCCAGCUCCGGCAGCCGAUCCCACGACGGCGACGAAGAUGCACAAAGCGACCACGUCAAGUCCAACCGCCAAUACGUUUCUCAUACCCCCGGAGCCGCGGCCGUCGACCUGGGUACGCUGCAGCCCUCGCCGUCGCAUGUCCCCUUUGUCGGCAUCCAUUCGCCCGGUCCCGAUAUCGCGAGCAAGACGCGCGGCAUUUCGAGACGGCAUCUCAAGAUUGAGUUCAACGAGAAGAAGGGCGUGUUCGAGGCUAUCGCGCUGCACAAGAAUGGCUUCUUUUGCGAGGAUGCGCACUACGGGUUGGAUGGUCCGGUUACCUUGCGGAGCGGCGACCGACUCCAGAUUAAGGACGUAGAAUUCACAUUCAUCAUCAAUGGGGUCCAGCCGGGCCAGACCGGCGGCGAGGAAGAGUACCAUGAAGAGGAGACUUCUAGCAAGCGCAUGUCGAUUGGAGGAAAGGAGAUGAGCUUUGAUUUCGAGCAUUCCGACCAUGAAAACUUCCAAGAUACAAGCGAGGAGCUAUCGGAGAUUGAGAACGUGCCAACCCCCGCCAUCGUGUCUGAUGAUGAAGAUGACGAAGGUGACAACGAAGCCGCUGUGGUGCGGUCCGACGCCGGCGACGAGCCGAAGACUGCCGCCGCCCAGCCAACCGAAGCUCCCCCAGGCGUCCUCCAGCCCGAGUUUACGGCACCGGAAAUACCCAAGCGCCGCGGUCCAGGCAGGCCGCCUAAGGAUGGCAUCAUGUCCAAGAGAGAGCGACGCCUAUUAAAGAAGCAGAUGCAGGAGACCUCCAAGAAAACCAUACCCCAAGAGCCGCAGGGCGAGAAGAUCAAACGGCCUGUUGGUCGACCUAGGAAGAACCCCUUGCCCGAAGACGGAGAGAAGCCGGAAAAGAGGAAGUAUAACAAGCGCAAGCCCAAGGAGGAAGGCGAGGAAGGUUCCGAGGCCGAGAAGCGGGCAAGAGAGAAGAAGGAGAAGAAAGCCCGACCAAAAUCACCGCCUCUCGAGCUCCGAAAAGAAGACUUCACCGAGGAGCAGUUGCAAAAACCCACCAAGAAUUACGGUGUUCUGAUCGACGAGGCCUUGACCAACGGCCCCCCGGAUGGCCUAACCCUGAAGCAAAUCUACAAGAGGAUUAUGUCGAGGUAUCCGUGGUUCUAUUUCUCUGCGGAGACGAAAGGCUGGGAGAGUAGUGUUCGCCACAACCUGAUCGGGAACGAAGCGUUCAAAAAGGCCGAGGGAACUGGGUUGUGGUCUCGCGUCCCCGGCGUAGAGCUCGACGCCGGGAAGAAACGGAAAGCGAGCUCGCCCGAUCGACAGCUCGGGUCGGCACAUCUUCUGAAUGCUCAACAACAGUACUACCAGAAUGGCGGUUCCUACUUACCGACGAACGCCCUCGGCUUCACGCCAGGCAUGCCAAAUUACGCGACCAGCACAAAGCAGCCGCAAACGGGAUUCCAACCUGCUACGAGCCAGCCAGCUCUAGCUCAUACAACUACAGUCACACAGCCGACCACGCAACAAGUAUACCCUGCCCAGGCACAGGUGCCGGCGCCGGCGCAGCUACCCCUGGGAUAUCUCUCUCGACAACCGUCGAAUGCCCAGCAGAGUACUUAUAAUUCGCCCUACGCCAAACUGCCGCCUCAAAACAGCCCGCCGAUCAAGUCGGAGGUCCCCGCAGUGCCCAGCCCACAGGUCUCGCCGGCGGCGCCUGUCCAAGUACCCGCGGCAUCAUCUCUGUCUCCGAACCAUCACCUGCCUCCGUCGAAUACGCUCCAUCCUAACACCACCUCCCGAUCGCCUCUGUCGCCAGAAAUUGAAAAGGCGAUUGCCCAUUUUCGGUCCAGUAUGCUGAAUGUCCUUACGAAGCAGACGAACCACGCGGCGCAAAUUGUCGAUUCGGCGAUAGGCCGUGUCCGGGGCUUGCCGGUGCAAGGUGUGCCUGUUGGUUUUGAAUCGAUAGAAAAGUCCCUUACAAAUGCGAUAGAAAACAUGGUAAGUGAGAUGCGGCCCAAGCAACAGCCACAGGCAACUUCGGCCUCCCCCGCCCCUGUUACGUCUACUGUUGCGGGACCAACGCCGACCCCGAGCAUGCCUGCUUCGAAUCCGGCACCGACGCCAACACUCGCAAUGGAGGCGGAGAUACAAAGGAGGAUCGCCAGCUUCAGGCGCACCAUGCUCCUCGCUCUGAGGGAGAAAACCGACCAGGCUGAGGCCAUUAUAGAUUCAGCCAUCAGCCGCGCACAGGGCCUGUCGAACACCGGUCUAUUCCAGGGAUGGGAGGAAGCCGACAGGUUGAUGGCUAGGUCUGUCGUCCAGAUCAUCGCAGACGCCCGUUCAAGCUACGGGGCCUCAGCCCAACCUACCACACCCACGUCGGCCACAACCUCUCAGCCAAUCCAUCCGUCCCACACGGCACAACUGCCAGGUCAAGCCCCUUCCGCAUCGCCUGCUCCGGCUCACGCGCCUACGUCCGCAACGAGACUAGGACAGACAAAUCCCAAUACCGUAGCCCCUACGCCUAACCCGCACUCGCCCCCGGCGCCGGUGACUACCCCAAGACCGACACCGCCGUCCGCUUCACGCCCCGGCAUCUCUAUCCAGCGUCCGAGCCCAAUGGGUUUGACACGCCCGGGGGUUAAUUCAAUAGCUCGCCCCCCCGUCGUCCGUAGAGGGUCGGCAAUUACACCAACCUUGCCAGGCCCGAGUGCACCACCGCCGAUGCAUAAUAUAUCUAACCCGGCGCCGCCGAGCGCGGGUGUUAUGGAUCAGAUUGCAGGACAAAAGCGUCUACACGACGACGGGUACAGUACUAGCAACGGGGGUGUUCUACACUCAGAGGUAGCUGGCAAGGCGCUCGCGCCCGCUGCGAUGCCUAACAUAUCGAGCGCGGCGCCACCUAGCGAAGGGGUCAUCAGUCAGAUCGGACAAAGACGACUGUACGAGGGCUCUCUCAACGGGAACGGCGGCCAACACCACCAGCAACCGCCCGAACCGACCCCCCGCGCGAUGCCGCCCACGGCCCCGCCGAGCAUCUGCAGCCCGGCGCCGCCCAGCGCGGGCGUCGUGGACCAGAUCGCGGGCCAGAAGCGACCGCUCGACGAAGGGCCCGGCGGCAGCGGCAACGGUUCGGAGCAGCCCGAGGCGAAGAAGAUCGCCAUCUCGCCCGCGUGAGGCGAGGGACGGUAAGGGGAGGGGAGAGGAAGCGGUGAGGGGCUGCGGCCAUUAGCUCUGGGAAUACGGCUACACCAGGGGAAGGGCGCGAGCGGCCAGUCCUCGUAUGUCGUAACAAGUGUUGCUUUGAAGCCUGCGGUAGGACGAGGACGAGGACAGGAUGGGACGAGACGGGGUGAGCAUGCGGAGAAGAGUAAUUAACAAUUCACACACAUAUUUGACGAGCUGCCUACCUCCUCUACCUCCCC
Messenger RNA from Durotheca rogersii, 4746 nucleotides. RefSeq lists its product as uncharacterized. Gene Ontology annotation, cellular component: nucleus. NCBI's taxonomy places the organism in Eukaryota, Fungi, Ascomycota, Sordariomycetes, Xylariales, Xylariaceae. The transcript has a single exon. Gene Ontology annotation, biological process: regulation of ribosomal protein gene transcription by RNA polymerase II. The record is from RefSeq and is a predicted model, not a curated record. The coding region runs from base 260 to 4498 and encodes 1412 amino acids. Gene Ontology annotation, molecular function: protein binding; DNA-binding transcription factor activity; sequence-specific DNA binding.